This is a messenger RNA of Didymodactylos carnosus, 309 nucleotides long. The record is from the annotation of a GenBank genome assembly. Lineage: Eukaryota; Metazoa; Rotifera; Eurotatoria; Philodinida; Philodinidae.
AUGUGCAACUCGACCCGACUCGAAGGUUGGGUACGGGUACAAAUUUCAACUUCAUGGAAGAGUAGUAGUAAUCCUGGUGAUAUUAGUUCUUAUUUAACAACUCGUCGUCAACCACGAAGAUAUCGACAAGUAAUUCGUUUGCCCGAUCCUGAGCCAAUCUAUAGGACAAUUCGUCGUCGAAUGCCCACUCCUGAACGACAAAUAGUUAAUAAAACAAUAUAUCAAAAACAAAAUGGUGAUAUUGUAGAACGUGUUCAAGCACCGAGGAAAAAAACAAAAGAUAAUCGAUUUAAUCAAAAUAGUGACUAA